This is a messenger RNA of Ipomoea triloba (trilobed morning glory), 1699 nucleotides long. Its product is annotated as protein farnesyltransferase subunit beta. The record is from RefSeq and is a predicted model, not a curated record. Lineage: Eukaryota; Viridiplantae; Streptophyta; Magnoliopsida; Solanales; Convolvulaceae. Bases 147 to 1481 code for a protein of 444 amino acids. The transcript is spliced from 14 exons. Gene Ontology annotation, cellular component: protein farnesyltransferase complex. Gene Ontology annotation, biological process: protein farnesylation. Gene Ontology annotation, molecular function: protein farnesyltransferase activity.
ACGCCGACAACGGAUAUGCCCUGCGGGCCGUACAAGUAAGCGAAUCGAAGUCGAAGUUGAACUGUUGAAGCAUAGAAGGUCAACGUCACGGUCCUCACCCGCCGGCCAGUUUGAGUGCUUUUUUUCCGGUGAUCGGAAUAGCGACGAUGGAGUCUACGACGGGGACGAAGACUCAGGAAGAACAAUGGAUGGUAGAGCGUCAAGUCCGCGAAAUUUACAACUUCUUCUUCAGCAUCCCUCCCAACUCUCAGUCCGUCAUCCUGGAGCUUCAACGUGAGAAGCACGUUGAGUAUCUUUACAGAGGACUCCAGCACCUCGGUCCAUCGUUUUCUGUUCUCGAUGCAAAUCGACCUUGGAUGUGCUAUUGGAUGAUCCACUCGAUUGCUUUAUUGGGCGAGUCUAUUGACGAUAAAUUGAAAGACGACGCCAUUGACUUUCUCAGUCGCUGCCAGGAUCCAAAUGGUGGAUAUGGCGGUGGACCUGGUCAGAUGCCACAUCUUGCAACAACCUAUGCUGCAGUUAAUGCACUCAUAACUUUGGGAGGUCAAAAAUCUUUCUCAUCAAUUAAGAGAGAUAAAUUAUACUCCUUUUUGCUGCGAAUGAAAGAAGCAAAUGGUGGCUUCAGGAUGCACGAUGGUGGGGAAGUGGAUGUUCGUGCAUGCUAUACUGCCAUUUCAGUUGCAAGCAUCCUGAACAUUCUGGAUGAUAAGCUAACUCAUAAUGUUGGAAAUUUCAUUGUAAGUUGUCAAACAUAUGAAGGUGGAAUUGCUGGAGAACCAGGUUCUGAAGCUCAUGGUGGGUAUACAUUUUGUGGUUUGGCUGCAAUGGUUCUGAUCAAUGAAGUUAAUUGUUUGGACUUGCAAAGCUUACUUGAUUGGAUGGUAUUCAGGCAAGGAGUGGAAGGUGGAUUCCAAGGGAGAACAAAUAAAUUGGUAGAUGGUUGCUAUUCGUUUUGGCAGGGUGGAGUGGCUGCGAUAUUACAAAGGUUGCAUUUGAAUGUUAUGGAGUGUGACCAUGGUUCUGUUGCGUCUAGUUCCUCUGAUGGAGAAGACCACCUUGAAGGAACUUCCACUCACACGGAUGAAUCUUUUCAUCUCAGGCAGGGAGCUGGACCAGAGCAUGGUGCUUUUGAACCAGUGAAGAACUUGAACGACAUUGGUUAUGAGUUUAUCAAUAGACAUGCUUCUAGGAGACCUCUAUUUGAUAGCCUAAAUUUGCAGCGCUACAUCAUACUUUGCUCACAGGUAGAGGGCGGUUUCAGGGACAAACCAGGGAAGGCCAGAGAUCACUACCAUACAUGUUACUGCCUGAGUGGUCUGUCGAUUUCUCAGUAUAGCUGUGCAAGUGAUUUUGGCACUCCGCCUUUGCCCCGGGACAUCUUGGGCCCUUAUUCCAACAACCUAGUCGAACGGAUUCACCCUCUAUUCAACAUUGUCAUAGAUUGUUACUAUGAAGCUCGUGAAUUCUUCUCAGGUCUGUGAGGAUCUUUUCCCUCUUUUGUACCAUAACAUGUACUCCGUACAAUGGUUUCCCUCCAGUGUCCUUACACAGCAGCGCCGUCAGGAAAGGAUUUACAGUGUUUAUUAUAGUGACGAAAUUCUUCGUAUAUUAUUUCCAUAAAAUUCUAGGCGUUGUACUACAUCUUUUUGUGUAAUUUGCAAUCUUGGAAAGUAUGGGACAUCAUUGUUGUUUGCUUCCA